Conger conger (European conger) is the source of this 6541-nucleotide messenger RNA. Its product is annotated as phosphatidylinositol 4-phosphate 5-kinase type-1 alpha-like. The coding region runs from base 831 to 2543 and encodes 570 amino acids. The record is from RefSeq and is a predicted model, not a curated record. Gene Ontology annotation, molecular function: phosphatidylinositol kinase activity. NCBI's taxonomy places the organism in Eukaryota, Metazoa, Chordata, Actinopteri, Anguilliformes, Congridae. The transcript is spliced from 16 exons. Gene Ontology annotation, biological process: phosphatidylinositol metabolic process.
CUGACGUACGCAGUCGACACACGCCUCGGAAUCAUUCGUAACAUCACUACGACAAGCCAGAGAAGCAGCGUUCCGGAUCUCCGAGGAAACGAAGGAAAACAAACCGCUAAGCUUCGCUAACAUAGCUACCGUGAGGCUGCAGAGUUAGACUGGCACCAAGUUAGCAAAAUAUCGUUAUCUUGCGCACCAGUGAUAAGCUAGCUACAUUUAAUCUAAACAGCAUGACCAGGGAGCUGACGUUAGCUUAAUAAAUGACAGGAAAAAAAUCAUGUUUAGUACAUGAUAGAGGGGCGAAGUCUGUCAGUCUCAGUCUAUUGUUUCCGACCCUGCUUAGCACUAUAUAUAAAGCUAGCCUAGCUAUAUUUAUCGUUAAUGCAUUGCUGGAUAACAGAUCGCUGUUGUUGACUGCAAACUAACCUUGAAUUGUCGCAAGUGUGGUUAUCGGCUUUUGUCUAACUAACGUUAGUAUAUCUAGGUCGUUUACAGUCAGCACGCCCGCUGGCCUCUAAAUUGCUAGUUAGCUGGCUAACCGUGCGUGGUUAGCUAGCUAGCUAGCUAGGUAGAUGUUUUGCAAGCCCAGUUGGCUACAACAAUGUUAGCUAGCUAGCCAAGUUAGUUUCACGUUUAAAGCAAGUUUAGAACUAUUGGCAACUAAGACUGCGAAUUAGCCUCUUGCUAAUUGCGGGUCAUUCUGUCACGAGUUAUCGUUCCGUUGCCUGGACUGACUGGACGUUGUCAGUGCGAAAGGAUAGAACUCGGUAGGACGAGGUAGUGCCUGCGCGCAUCCGGAGAAGGGAAACCUGCAGAAGCCAGGCCAAGCAACACGAAAAAUGGCGUCAGCCGGUACUGCUGCUUUGGGAUCCGUGGGUCCGGCAGGGUCAGGCGGGGUCCGGAAGCCAGCUGCCCCUGAGAUGGCCGGCUCGUCAGGAACCUCCCAGACCAUGAAGAAGACCAUUGGACACCGGGGGGUAGACCCUACGGGCGAAACCACCUAUAAGAAGACCACCUCCUCAGCCCUGAGAGGUGCCAUCCAGCUGGGCAUCACGCACACGGUGGGCAGCCUGAGCCAGAAGGCGGAGCGCGACGUCCUGAUGCAGGACUUUGUGGUGGUGGAGAGCAUCUUCUUCCCCAGCGAGGGCAGCAAUCUGACCCCGGCUCACCGCUACAGCGACUUCAGGUUUAAGACCUACGCCCCCAUCGCCUUCCGCUACUUCCGCGAGCUCUUCGGCAUCCGGCCUGACGACUACCUGUACUCGCUGUGUAACUACCCGCUCAUCGAGCUGUCCAACUCGGGGGCCAGCGGCUCGGUCUUCUACGUCACCAACGACGACGAGUUCAUCAUCAAGACCGUGCAGCACAAGGAGGCCGAGUUUCUGCAGAAACUGCUUCCGGGUUACUUCAUGAACCUGAACCAGAACAAGCGGACGUUGCUGCCCAAGUUCUACGGGCUGUACUGCGUGCAGGCGGGCGGCAAGAACAUCCGCAUCGCCGUGAUGAACAACCUGCUGCCCCGCUCGGUGCACAUGCACCUGAAGUACGACCUGAAGGGCUCCACCUACAAGCGCCGCGCCUCCGCCAAGGAGCGCGACAAGGCCUCGCCCACCUACAAGGACCUGGACUUCAUCCAGGACCUGCCCGAGGGCCUGCUCAUGGAGCCCGAGAACUACAACGCCCUGAGCAAGACCAUCCAGAGGGACUGCCUGCUCCUGCAGAGCUUUAAGAUCAUGGACUACAGCCUGCUGGUGGGGAUCCACAACGUGGACCAGGCGGGGGAGAGCGACCAGCGCAUUCGGCGGGGGCAGAAGGCCCUGUUCAGCACCGCCAUGGAGUCCAUCCAGGGGGAGGGCCGGGGGAAAGGCCCUCUGGACUCCGCCGACCAGUCCGGGGGCAUCCCAGCUCGUAACGCUAAAGGGGAGAGGCUGCUGGUGUACAUCGGCAUCAUCGACAUCCUGCAGGCCUACAGGUUCAUGAAGAAGCUUGAACACUCCUGGAAAGCCCUCGUCCACGAUGGGGACACGGUGUCUGUGCACAGGCCUGGCUUCUACGCAGAGCGGUUCCAGAAGUUCAUGUGCAACACGGCCUUCAAAAAGAUCCCACUGAAGCCGUCGCCGUCGAAGAAGAGCCGGUCCGGGGGCCAGGGCGGGCUGCGGAGGGCCAAUACCGCCACGGGGUCCACCGUCCCCCCGUCCCACGCGGCCGGCGGCUCCGCCCUGGAGGCGCGGAUCGCCUACCAGUCCCAGCUCAGCCAAUCGGAGGCGGACGCCGACAGCGGCAUGCAGUCAGGACGCCCUGACCUUCUCCCGAGGACCCCUCCCAUGGACGAGGCCGUCUGCGACUCCAUUGACACCACCCUCUCCAACUGCUCCCUGGGAAGCAUGGGGCUUGGCUCCACCUCCCUGCUCGUCAGGUCUGUUGGAGUGGAGGUGCACAAGUCGGAGAGCCAAGACCACAGCGCCCCCUACAGCUCUGACGGGGCGGCCGCGGACGAUCAGGACAGCAGAGACGACGUCAUUUCACUCCAGGACAUCGAGACCAACCUCUGAUCUUGUUAGAAGAGAAGGAAAGCGAUCCUGUGAAAAGUGCAAGUCUGAGAGAGCGAGAGAACGAGAGAGAGAAAGGACCGGAACGUGUGGAGAGAGACUCUGAACAGGAAAGGAAAAAAAAAAAAAGAAAAAAAGAACAAUCCCUAAUUUUUCAGUGGGGGACUUUGCCAAAGUGUGCGUCGGGAGGUCAAAGGAAGAAUAAGCGAGAGAGGGGGAAAGCGAGGGAUGAAGGGAGAGCACGAGAGACGGAGAAGACACCCGAGCUUGCUGGUUGUGGCAUGGACUGUAACUGCAUGACGAGUGCAGUGUUGCACCAGCACCUCUCCGCCGGCCUCGCCCCCGCCCGGAGGCCUGGGCCCAGCGCUGGGCGGGCCGGUGCAGGGGCCCGUCUCCGGGGUGUCUGGGCCGGAGGGCGACGGCCGGCUGGAGGUGCACCCGACGGGCACACGGGUCACAGGGCCCCCGGUGGCUCCCGGGUCGAACCCCGAGCCGAACGCUCCGCCGAUUGCCUCCUGCCUGUGCGCAAGGAGAGCCACAUUUCUACCGAAGGAAAGUCAGAGCGACGAUUGUAAUUUCUCAAGAAAAGUUGCCUUACGCGAGAACUCAAAGAAAAGUAGCCUUCCCUUACUGUAGUCCGACUCGACACCAGUUUGACGGUUACUCCCCUUGAAGUGAUUUCAUAUUCGGUUUCGUUUGGGCUUCAUUGCAUUUCAUAUUGCUGCACGUUUUGCUGUCCCUGGAGGUUUGUUAUGUCACAGUAAUUCUGUGUUCGUCUCUUUCUGCAGUACCUGUCGAGUGCUAGGUCAGUUUCGCGCUGCAGUAUUUUACACUCCUACUGCUGAGCUGUGGUGAGCUAAGAGGGGUCUGUAAUUCUGUGCCAUAACAAGAGGCGGUGCAGGGGUGAUCCAGGAUUGGGACUACAAUUCCCACGAGCCCCCUUUGUUCUCUCAUCCACAGAGAUGGGGCAGUGCCUGGGCUCAGUUGAACAUGGUCUCUGUAGUUUUUUUUUUUUUUUUUUUUUUUUUUUUUUUUUCUCCCCCCCUCCCCUUUCUCCUUUUCCCUUAGUCUUUUUGGACUUGUGAUUAUAUUGACGAUUGUUACAAUUGCAACUUUUUAAAUGUUUCAUUUUAAAGAAACCUGAAUGAUGGGUUGCUGAAAAAUUGUACUCUCCACUUUGGAACUUUUUACCCCCCCCUCCUUCCCUUCUAUUUUGAUGAUAUAAAAAAAAAAAACAUUUUUAGGAUAUUGAGAAUACUGACUCACGUGGGAAACGGUCUCGUUUCCACGGUUACACUAACGUCAGGCGAUAUGGUGCCGUGUACGAGUCCUCCGGGGCUCGGGUUUCAGAGGCGAACUUGCUCAAUCCCUUCGGCUGGGACGGGCUGGCCUCGCCGUAGAAAGGUCGACUGCCCUCCCCGCAGCCCGCGGUUCCGAGCGGGGCGCGUCCGACCGCGGCGUCCUGCCCCUGGCGCAGAUGAUGACGGCGCUUCUCGAAAUAACCACCGCAGGCGAAAGCGCAAGAAGGUUCACAUCCUGGAAAUGAACUAGCGUGCGUUUUGGUUUCGGCUCGAGGUGCCGAAAGGGCCGUCGGCUUUGUGGGGCUUUGUGGACUUCCUGCUCUUCUCCCCCCCCCCACCAAAUAUAGCUGUGAAAGGUCGUUGGCAAGGUACAGGGGGGGGAGGAAGUACCCAGGGUGCAGUUUGGGGGGAGUACUGUGUGUGGUGACUGGUCCCCCCCAUCAGCUCUAGCUCAGUUACACUUCACUGAGCACUGAGUCUUGUGUAUUAGGACCUAUGAAAUGCAAAAAGUGCCAGCCCUUCUGGUCCCCGUGGUUGGCUCAGCUGCACCAGGCAAGAUCAACCGAGCACAGAAGUAUUUGAGUCCCAAAACAAUUACGUAACUGAACCUGGUGUGCCCUCGAGCGGACUGCUCCAGACUUAUGUCGGCGCACAGUCAUUUUUAAUGUUCUCCUACCUAGUGCGCCCAGCGGUGCAGUGCAGCUGCUUUCUCACAAUCGUUUUUCUCUGGCCUUGUCUUGGACAUAGGAGUUAGUGCUCUGUAACGUGUGUGUGUGUGUGUGUGUGUGUGUGUGUGUGUGUGUGUGUGUGUGUGUGUGUGUGUGUGUGUGUGUGUGUGUGUGUGUGUGUGUGUGUGUGUGUGUGUGUGUGUGUGUGUGUGUCUGGCCUUGUGGUUGUUCUGCAUGACUUUCAGCCUGUAUUGCGCUAAUCUCUGUUGGGCUGUUCAUCGUACUAGUUAUACACGCACUGCCAGCCGAAGUCAUCGGUGCGCCAGCCAUCCGGUGGACCAAUCAGAACGGACGACCAAUGAAUCCCAUCUGCCACGAGGGCAGAGAGAAACUUUUCACUGCACAAUGGACACCUUUGCACGCUCGCACACACACACACACACACACACACACACACAUAGCCAUUCAUGUGCCUUCAACAUGCUGCCUAAGACUGUCUCGAUGAAACUGCCCGAUGCCAGCGAACGAGCGCUUUUCUCCGGGUAAUGGAGAUGUCUGCCGAUCUCGCAAAGGACCAACGUUCACACACACACACACACCUUCCGCAAACCAACGGCUCAUUUCCAUUUCUUUUGUGUGGUGGAGUUUAGAGUCGAUGGCUGCGGCCUGUUGUUUUUGGCUGUUUUACCCCCCAUCUCUCCCUCCUCCACCAUCACUGCGCUUGCUCCGCUUUCUGUUGCUUCUCUCGCUGAUUUCUCACUGACAAAUUUAGAAUUUUUCUUUUACGCAAUUCGGGUAGUAAUCUUAUCCGUAAUCAGUAUCCCUCCGGGACCGACUGUCAGGACCGUGCCCAAACGGGCCAGGGGGGGGAAUUGCGUUCACCACACGCUGUUCUGCUCUGAUCAGACUGGUGUGGCUUGGGGGGGAAUUGCCACUGGUGGACCUUUGACUUGAUUUGGGGAUGACUUGCUGAAUUAAAAUGGUUGAUCCCCCCCCCCCCCCCCCCCCUCAGUGUCCUCUAUAUUCACAUGGAUUGUACAUUUCGGUCCGUUGGCUGCUGUUCCACGCCAAAUAGUUAUUGCAUGAGCCGCGGUCGUGCCGUAGCGCUCAGUUGCGCACGUAGUCGCAGCCCGAUGCCCGUUAGCUUGGCUAUGGAGGCGCCUGGUUCCUGCGCUGUGGCCGCAUUGAUUGGUGUGAACCUUCACUAUGUGAACGAUUUCUCUGCAGUCAAACCAAAUUCCCACAAACCCCAUUCCCACAGCCCGCAUCACAGUGCUCACGUUUUGUCCCCUCCCUGGUUGUCGACUGGAAGUUGACUGGAAUGUUAUUUUUAUCCUGUUUUUAAGUUUUGGAAGGUUUCUGUAUAAAACGGGCGGACUUGUAUUCCGUGGAAUGGAAGACGUAAACAGGGUUUAACUGGAACACACACUCCUCCAAAAUGGUUCCGUGGCCUGUGCCGUUUAGAAAUGGUAUAAGUAAUAUGUGCGUAUCUAUGCGUGUGUAUGCAUGUGAGAGAAGGCAUAGUCUACUUCAUGAUUUACAUGUUGCAUGUAUUUCUAAUUGGGCCUUGGAUUUAAUUCCUUGAAAUGAAAACCAUUCUUGUUUUCUGGAAGGAGUUUAGCUAUUAAAAGAAAAAGAAAAAAAGAAAUCCCAGUGCAAGUGUUCAGUUGGACAAGCACACAGCUCCUUGCUCCAAUACAAGGCAUAUUCGCAAAUGUGCAGUAUGUCCAGCCAAGCACUUUUCCUGGGUUAUAUUUUGUUGUACAAACUGCGUUUUGUGCCUUUUCAAGAUGGUUGUCAGGAUCAUUUCUUGCCAGAGGGUAGCCGAAUGGUAAAAAAUAGAAAGUGCAUCUGAAAAUUGGGGAUUGGAUUGGAUUUUCCUCUGUCCUUUCACAGUGCUUUAAAUGUUUUUCUUUUGCAUUCCAUUUCAAAUUGUCCAUUGACCUCCAUCACACAUUUCACAUCCAUCAAACAAUUUUGGGCAUCUUUUCUUUUUUUUUUUGCCCAAAUAAACCCCCCCCCCCCUCCCAAA